Molecule: messenger RNA, 1011 nt
Organism: Colletotrichum chrysophilum
Lineage: Eukaryota; Fungi; Ascomycota; Sordariomycetes; Glomerellales; Glomerellaceae
Exons: 5
Coding region: 1-1011 (336 amino acids)
Source: RefSeq, a predicted model, not a curated record
AUGUGCCUCACCAACAACUCCAUUAAACUCUGUGGCACCCUGCUGUCCUUCUACGAAUCCAAGCCCAAAGAAGCAGCGCGGCUUCCGCUGCACGACCCGGCCUGGGCGUUCGUCCUGCCAUACUUUGACAAGCUGGUGCAGCACCAUGCAACCAAGUGGGUGAAGGAGCCCGGCAACGGGGCGCUUGUCUCUUGGUGUGCGGUGUCUCGCUGCUACAGGUGGGACGAGCAGCAGACGGCGGAAUGGGCACAUGGCGGCGUUGAUGCUGUCGAAGCUUGGAUGCGCCAGGCUCUCGGCAAGACGGACUGGUGGCAGGGAGAACAACCCGCACUCGUCGAGCAGUUUGGCAGCAUGUCUUUGCAGGCGCCGUCUAGCCCUGAGAGCGUUCGGCCCUCGGUCCACGAUCUCAACAGCCCGGCCACCGACCCCGCCCCCGCUCCCGAGACGCCCAACGCGUGGGCAAGUCUCGAGCACGACCCCGCGUUCAACCCGUGGGGCGCCAGCGAGGCGGACGAGGUCCCCGCCAGCAAGCCAGUCGCGGAGCCCAUUCCAUCCGUCGACCUGACGCCCGCUGGUCCAAUGCCGUCCCCCCAGCCCGCCCCGGCGGCAAAUCUCGCUGAGACCGACACCGUUGUCUCCGCGCCGUUCAGCACCGUCGGCAACAACACGGUCAUCUCUGCGCCGGCCAGGACCGUGUACACCCCGCCUCAGACGCCUCGCACGCCUCGCAGGGGCAGCGUUGUGGGCAACAGCACCGUUGUGUCCUCGCCCUUCAGCUCCGCCGGCACCAACACCGUCAUCGACCGCGUUCACCCCGCCGCAAAGAAUCCAGACGCCCCACCCCAUGCCCACCAGCACCAUCAUCUCCUCGCCGCCGACCACCGUUUUCAUUUCCCCGCGACGACCCCACGCGCGUCGUACCGCCGCCAACAGCACCGUGGUCUCUUCCCCGUUCGGCACCACGGUCGUCUCCUCGCGGCGUUCGACCGUGGUCUCUCGUCGACCGUCUAA